AGUCACCUCUUAGUCGUUUCGAUCACCUCUGCCGUUCACUCCCCGCCAAUGGCGCCCCCGGCGUCGUCCUUGCUCCGUGACCUCCUCAGCGCUGACGGCUUCAAGAACCGCCGCAAGCCGCCUGACAACUCCGCCCCGGCGGCCUCAAGAGCCGUGAGCAUGCCCCUCCAGCACCGGCGCCCGGGCAAGCCCGCUCGGUCGCAGUCCGACGUGCUCACCCGCAGCCGGCUGAGGGACAUGAACGGCGAUGCCAACGGUGGCAGCAGGGACGAUGCCGGUAUCGAGCGCGCCGCGACCGCGACGCGGAGGUCUUCGGCGUCGCUGACGAGCGCGAGAAGCUACAGCAACAAUGGCAACAGCGAUAGAGGCGGCGCCAGGAGGGGUUCUGGCCCUUCUACCGCGAUACCAGCCCUCGAUGAGUCCGCGCUCAACGCGCUAAUCUCCCUUGCCGCGGGAGCCGUGAAGCGGUUCGUGAAGGACGAGGGCUUCCGCGCGUCGCUGCGCGCCGGCUGCACCUCCUGCCUCGGCGAGUCCAACCACCGCGCCGUCCUGGACCUCCGCGUGCUCGCACAGACCAUCGAGAGGGCCUCGAGGGAGGCCCUCGACCCACGCGACCUGAAGCGCGCUUCCCUCAAGCUCCACGAGAUGGCGUCACUCGACCCCAAGGACGCGGACGCGGUGACCGCGGCCGGCGUCCCGUACCAGCGCCUCGCUGCGUGCGCGCACCUCUACAUGUCCGUCGUCUCCAAGCUGCAGAAGAGGGACCACUCCGCCGCGGUGCACGUCCUGGAGGCCUUCUGCCUGGCCCCGCACGAGGCGCGCACGGUCCUGCUGCCCGCGCUCUGGGACAGGCUCUUCCGCUCGGGCCUCUCGCACCUCAGGGCGUGGCGAGACCGGGAGACUGCGGCGGUGAGCUCGGAUGAAAGGGUGAAGGAGGUGGAGAAGAUGUUCGUUGAUGUAUUGGACAGUGGAACACGUGCGCUCGCGUGCUACUACAGAGACUGGCUGCUGGGGCGCACAGAUGCCAUGGCUCUCCCAGAUGUUCUUGCUCCUCCGAGCACCGUUCAUGCCAGCACGCUGAGGUGCUCAGCGUCGACGUCGUAUGACAUCAGUUCGGAUGUCGUGUUUAGCUCCGGCAGUCUGAGUCCUGCCAAUUUUUUGCACGACGACACGAUGCGACAGUCUGAGGAGGUCGAGGAGGAAGAACAGGUGUAUGGCCAAACGGCAGACACAGAGAACGUGCUCCAGGAGUGCGAUGACAGUGAAGCAAGGAGCUACACUCCCAAGCUGCAGGCUGAACAAAACGUGCCCAUGCCUAACAAGUUAGGCAAAGAGACCUCUGAACCACAGGUUGAAGAUGAGCCUAGCAAGGAAUCAGAUGUUUCAACAAGUUACCCGCUGAUUUCUGACAUCUCAGCUAUCGACCUUCUUACACUCGAGUUCUGUGAAGGGCCACUCCAGAGUGACACAGAUGGUGACCAGCUCUCCAUUUUCGCCACCGUUCCCAUUGAUUUCCUCUGUCCACUGACGAGGCAGAUCUUCAACCGUCCUGUGACAAUUGAGACAGGCCAGACGUUCGAGCGGCACGCUAUAAUGCAGUGGUUAGAUAGAGGCUUCAGGAUGUGCCCGGUUACAGGUCAAGAACUCGAGAGCUUGUCAGUUCCAGACACAAACCGUGUGCUCAAACGCUUGAUCGAUAACUGGAAGUCCGAACACUGCAAGAACCUGAUUUCUGAAAGCACUAAGCUUGAAGAGAAGUUGACUCUAACGGUCAUUGACAAGGUCCUUAGUUCAGCUCGCGUCAUGUCUGAAAAACUUGACAGGGGAAGGCACCUUAUGGCAAUCGGUGGUAUAGACUUUCUUCUGGAUACGUUUCAGGAAGGAGGAGAAGGCCAGAAGGCAUGGGCAUCUGAGCACUUGUUGUUUUGCGUCAGGGCUGAAGGCAGCUGCAGGAAUUACGUGGCAAUGAAGAUCAAUUGCUCAAGUGUUCUUCAGCUUCUGCACAGUGAAGUGUUUUCAACAAGGAGUACUGCAGUGUGUCUGCUAAUUGAACUGCUUUGCUUAAGAAGAAGGGAGAUGUUCGAAUUGCUCCUGCGUGGAUUGGGAACAGAGAAAAUCGUGGAGGCAAUGAAUGUGCUAAUCGAGCAUCUCCGAAGCUUGCCGAUGGAAGAACAAGCCCCAGUCGCUGUUCUCCUGUUACACUUUGAUACAUUGGUGGAGCCCCACAAAGACAGCAUGCACAGAGAAGAGGCUGCCAAGAUCAUCACACACUCUCUGAGAUGCUGCCUGUCCGAGGAGAAUGUCGCGCCGAACACUCGGAAAGCUCUGCUGUUGUUGGGAGGGCACUUCUCCUUCUCAGGCGACCUUCUUGCUGAGGAAUGGAUGCUGAAACAAGCCGGUUUCAUCAACGACUCACCUGUCACGCCGCUCAGUUCUGAUGCUGUCUUACAGUACAAGGAAACAACGGAAAACGAGGCAUGGCUGAGGCAUGUGACCGCGGUACUCCUCGGCAGCAACGUGAGAAGACAGUUCCUCGAGGCGCUGUCGAAGUGCCUGGGCUCCCCCAACGCCGACCUGGUGGGCGCGUGCCUGACGACGGCAGGGUGGCUGAGCUACUCGUUCGCGUCGCUCGACGCCACGGACAUGCAGCUGGCCGCGUUCUCGGCGCUCGUCCCGCGGCUGAAGCAGUGCAUGGCCACCGCCCGGCCGGCCCGGCACAGGGUCCUCGCCGCCGUGUCGUUGCACAACUUCAGCAGGAUCCCAGACUGCAGGGCCCUGCUGAUGCUGCUGGCUGACGGCCUGCGCGAUCACCUGGCCGAGCUCGCGGAGCUCACUUGGACGGCCGGUCAACUAUCUGCCGAACUCCGGGAAUGACAAUGGCUUGUGCAAGACUGCCCGCCGGCCGUCGGGAGCCGUAUAGAAGCCGCCGGGGCCUCUCACAAGUCACAUCCAUGCAAGGGGAUUCAGCGGAAGUGUAUGAAACGCGCUGCAUGUUUCGCUCAGAACCCUUUGAUUGAACUCCUGACUUGUUCUCUGAGAACGACAAAGGCUAUAUAGUACGGUCGUCAGUAGUAUGUUCUGUACGCUGUACAGUGCAGUAUCCUCUUUUAUCCAUUUUCUGCACAGAUAUAUGAUGAGGCGCCGGCUGUGA
Molecule: messenger RNA, 3151 nt
Organism: Phragmites australis (common reed)
Lineage: Eukaryota; Viridiplantae; Streptophyta; Magnoliopsida; Poales; Poaceae
Exons: 7
Coding region: 49-2874 (941 amino acids)
Biological process (GO): protein ubiquitination
Molecular function (GO): ubiquitin-protein transferase activity
Source: RefSeq, a predicted model, not a curated record